GAAGAUCGAGGGAAGUGACGUAUUUACCUAACACUUCUUCGAUAUCCCAACGUGGAAGGGCUUCUAUUGUCUCCUUACUAUAUUUCUCUCUCCAAAUUCAUUCAUCAACCAAUCCAAAAGCACCUCUCUCUCUCUCUCUCUCUCUCUCUCUCUCUCUCUCUCUCUCUCUCUCUCCGAUGGCGAUUGCUCUCAAGUCCGGAGUCAGCUUCCUGCAAUCCAGAAAACCCGAAUUCGGAUUCGUCAAUUCUUCGCGUAGUUCAUCGGUUUCCAUCAAGAAAUCGACGCCUAUGGCUGCUCUUUCGGCCAUUUCCGGUUCCACAGUUGGCCUCGCUGAUACUUUCACAGAGCUAAAGAAACAAGGAAAAGUGGCCUUCAUUCCGUAUAUCACAGCAGGUGACCCAGACCUCUCGACCACUGCAGAAGCAUUGAAAGUCUUAGACGCUUGUGGUUCGGACAUUAUUGAGUUAGGUGUUCCUUAUUCUGACCCACUUGCGGAUGGACCGGUUAUCCAGGCUGCGGCAACUCGGUCCUUGGCUAAGGGAACCAAUCUUGAUAGCAUCCUUUCGAUGUUGGACAAGGUUGUUCCCCAAUUAUCUUGUCCAAUUGCGUUGUUCACUUAUUACAACCCGAUUCUUAAGAAGGGGUUGACAAAGUUUAUGUCUAGCAUCAAAGAUGUUGGUGUACAUGGACUUGUGGUUCCUGAUGUUCCUCUUGAGGAAACUGAGAUGCUGAGGAAGGAAGCCCUUAACAGCAAGAUCGAACUGGUCCUGCUUACUACACCGACCACACCAACAGAGCGAAUGAAGAGAAUAGUUGAAGCAUCAGAAGGGUUUAUAUAUCUUGUAAGCUCGGUAGGAGUGACGGGUGCACGUUCGUCUGUAAGCGGAAAGGUUCAGUCACUCUUGCAGGAAAUCAAAGAGGCAACAAACAAGCCAGUGGCCGUAGGGUUUGGCAUAUCGAAGCCCGAGCACGUUGAACAGAUGGUCAGAUGGGGAGCUGAUGGAGUGAUCGUCGGGAGUGCGAUGGUGAAACUGUUGGGCGAUGCAGAGUCGGCGGAGGAAGGACUGAAGGAGCUUGAGAGCUUCACAAAGUCCCUCAAGUCUGUUCUUCCCAGCUGAAUCCUAAACUCGGUUUUACAGCAGUUAGAAUGCUGUUGCUGUUGUUAGCAGACAGUGUUUCUGCGUUUGUCUCCUUUUGUAUACAUAUGUCUGAACCUUGACAGAUUCUUUUAGCAGUUUUUUGAAACUCUAUAGAACGGUUCCCGUUAUUUGGUUCUGUCAAAAAACGAUAAUAAAGAAAAAAUUUGUGUUA
Molecule: messenger RNA, 1311 nt
Organism: Tarenaya hassleriana
Lineage: Eukaryota; Viridiplantae; Streptophyta; Magnoliopsida; Brassicales; Cleomaceae
Product: tryptophan synthase alpha chain, chloroplastic
Exons: 9
Coding region: 177-1118 (313 amino acids)
Biological process (GO): L-tryptophan biosynthetic process
Cellular component (GO): cytosol; chloroplast
Molecular function (GO): tryptophan synthase activity
Source: RefSeq, a predicted model, not a curated record